Molecule: messenger RNA, 843 nt
Organism: Beauveria bassiana ARSEF 2860
Lineage: Eukaryota; Fungi; Ascomycota; Sordariomycetes; Hypocreales; Cordycipitaceae
Product: TIM-barrel enzyme family protein
Exons: 2
Coding region: 1-843 (280 amino acids)
Molecular function (GO): catalytic activity
Source: RefSeq, a predicted model, not a curated record
AUGGCGCCUCCGACGGACCGACAAGAAAUUCUAGCCAACCUCCGAGCGCAGAUCGCUGAGGGCAAACCCAUUGUCGGUGCUGGCGCCGGUAUUGGUCUUUCUGCCAAGUUCAUCGAGGCUGGCGGCGGCGAUUUGGUCAUCAUCUACAACAGUGGCCGCUUCCGCAUGGCAGGCCGUGGCUCGCUUUCAGGAUUGAUGCCAUACGGCAAUGCGAACGAUGUUGUCCUUGAUAUGGCCAAGGAAGUUCUUCCAGUUGUCAACCACACACCCGUCAUUGCCGGAGUUUGUGGCACGGAUCCCUUCCUCAACACCAACCACUUUCUCUCCCAGCUGCGAGACCUCGGCUUCGCAGGCGUGCAAAACUUUCCCACUGUUGGCCUCAUUGACGGCCAGUUUCGCGCCAAUCUAGAAGAAACAGGCAUGUCAUAUGACCUCGAGGUGGACAUGAUUCGCGCGGCUCAUGAGAUGGACCUGCUCACCACGCCAUACGUCUUUAAUGUCGAAGAGGCACAGAAGAUGGCGACAGCCGGCGCUGACAUUCUCGUCGCGCACAUGGGCCUCACGACCAGCGGCUCCAUCGGCGCCGCUUCCGGCAAGACGCUCGACGAGAGCAUCAGGCUCAUCCAGCAGAUCCGAGAUGCGGCCGUCGCCAUCAGCCCGGACAUCCUAGUGCUCUGUCACGGAGGACCGAUCGCGGCUCCGGAGGAUGCUUCCUAUGUGCUGGGCAGAACCAGGGGUGUGCAUGGCUUUUAUGGUGCGAGCUCCAUGGAGCGACUGCCCGUCGAAGAGGCAAUUACAAAUAUCACAAAAAGCUUCAAGGGACUGAGGCCAAGUGCCGCGUAG